AUGAGCUCCCUGCUGCAAGGGGGCUACCUGAAAGAAGUGUCCAAGCAGAGGAGGGGGCGUCUUUGGCGGCUGUGCGCAAGGACGAGCCUGUUGAGGGAGGACGCAGGGGAGCAGUACUAUAAGCAUCUGUGCGAGCUGCGGAUGGAGGACCAUGCGGACGUUGCGUCGGAGAUCGGCAGAGACCUGGGGCGGUCGAUGCCUGACAUCCCCUACAUCGCGAGCCCGGAGGGACAAGAGAGGCUACGGCGAUGCCUGCUGGCAUACUCAGCUCACAACAAGGAGCUGGGGUACAGCCAGGGGAUGAACUUCAUCGCGGCAUUGCUUCUGCUGCACCUGGAGGAUGACGAGGACACUUUCUGGACUCUCCACUCAGUGGUGACGCAGCUGAUACCUGGGGGCCUCACUCGGACCCUGACGAGCUUCAAGAUCUCUGUCCUCGUCCUCUGCGACCUUCUCAAGACCCUCGCACCCGACAUCUACCUAGAGCUGGAGGGGCUGGAGAUCGUCGUGUCUGAGCUGCUGGGGAUGGUUUGCCCGCAGUGGUUCAUUUCGCUCUUCGUGAACGCCCUCCCCCUUCCUCUCGUGGUCAAGCUCUGGGACAUAAUCUUUCUCGAGGGCAGCGUUGCCAUCUUCCAGAUCGGCAUCGCGAUCUUG
Molecule: messenger RNA, 654 nt
Organism: Guillardia theta CCMP2712
Lineage: Eukaryota; Cryptophyceae; Pyrenomonadales; Geminigeraceae
Exons: 1
Source: RefSeq, a predicted model, not a curated record